Molecule: messenger RNA, 3987 nt
Organism: Echinococcus granulosus
Lineage: Eukaryota; Metazoa; Platyhelminthes; Cestoda; Cyclophyllidea; Taeniidae
Product: Monocarboxylate transporter
Exons: 15
Coding region: 1-3987 (1328 amino acids)
Biological process (GO): transmembrane transport; monocarboxylic acid transport
Molecular function (GO): monocarboxylic acid transmembrane transporter activity
Source: RefSeq, a predicted model, not a curated record
AUGGUGAAUGGGAGUGUCUGCGCAUCACAGUCACGUGUAGCUGUCGUGGAGGAGGUGUUAAUUGUUGCACGCGUGUGGAUGGGAUUGAUAGGAAGUGAGGAAAAGGAAGAGGCAAUGCGUGAGGCUGAGACGAGAGAUAUGUCGGCAAAAAACUCAUCCUCAUUUCUGCAGCCGCCAUCGCCUGUGGGAGUGGCGGGUAUUGGGGUGUCGACGGUGGGAGGGCAGACACAGAGCUCGCAGCAGGUGGAGCAGUCGUCGUCGGGAGUGGUACGUCUGCACUCGGUGGUGACGAGGCCUUCCUAUGUCAGCACGACGUCGAUAUCGAACAUCUUUCGCAGCCUCUCCACCAUCCAUCGCUCUACGUCGGCGCUGCCUGCCUCCCUACUGGAUCUGGAUGUUGCCUCCACAGCGGGACUGCAGGUGAUUCGACCUGAGACGCACCCUGAGGCCUUUGUGCCAGUACCACCAGACGGGGGUUGGGGCUGGUUGGUAGUGUUUGCCGCCUUCGUCACCAACCUCAUCAUCGAUGGCAUUUGUGUGUCCUUCGGCAUAAUGGUGACUGACCUGGUGGAGCAUUUCAACACCGCUGUAGCCACAGUGAUGCUGAUGGGUUCUCUGAUGCUUGGCGUCUACCAAAUUGCUGAGGUGAGUAGAGCAAAUGGAGUGAGUAAAGAAUCACAGGGAGGUGCAGGCUCUGCUGCUGCUGCUGCUGCUGCUUUAACACGACCGGUGGCGGCGGGUCUGGUGAACAGGUAUGGAUGUCGAGCGGUGGGAAUGGGAGGUUCUGUCCUGGCCACUGUCUCAAUGUUCGUGAGCGCCUUCAUGCCCACCAUCGAACUCAUGCUCGUCUCCUACGGCUUCUUUGCUGGUGCGGCCUUUGGAUUUCUGCACCUGCCGUCGAUAAUCUGCGUGAGCUUCUACUUCGACUCACGUCGGGCGUUAGCCAUCGGAAUGACGAGCUGCGGCACGCCAAUCGGCGCAAUGAUCUUCGCUCCACUCACCGAGGUGUUGCUUCAGGUCUGUCUCCAUCCCCUCCACCACCAGCCUUGCUAUCUCACCCUACUCCGCAGUUCACAGUACACCUCUACCCCACCUCGUUGGGGUGGUCGUGGUCGUGGCUGUGUUAGAUCCACAGUGGUGGUGGCGGUGGCGUUGUGCCUUCUCGUGCACUCUUGUGGUAGUUUCGUGGCUUCAUCUGGCAUGCCGUUUUCAACACCCAUUCCCGUAGACCGACUAAUGAACAAGUGGAUUAUCGGACUUGACAUGCAAAGUUUAGGUGAGUUGGUCCCAUUGGGGACGGUGAAGUGUGCUGUGAGAAAUAUUUGUGUAAGGAGCAGGGAAAUGUAUGAGUGUAGCGUAAAGUGGAGGGCGACUAUAAGACGUUGGGGCUGUGAGGAUGUGUUGAGUGGCGUGAAGCAGUGGUUAGAAGUAAUACCACUGGAAGAGCACAACCGAGAGGGCAGUUGUAAUAUGCGGGCGUUUUCUGUGUUGGAUUUGUACGAGCAGAGGUACGGCUGGUCGAACACACUAAUAUUGUUCGCGGGGAUGCUGUUGAACUGCAUGGUGCUGACGGCGCUGUACAGACCACUCACUCCGGCUCUCCUGUUGACGCCGAUGAAGGCGUCGGAGGCGGAGGGUAUCAAAUCGUUGCUGCAGCUGGCUGCGAGCGAGAAUGCGGCAGUGGUAUCGGCAGGGGCCAUGGCAGGUGGCGAUAAGACGAGUCUUGACGGUGCCACACCGCCCAUCGUCUCGCAGCGAGAUCUGCGCGACCAGCCAGUGCUGGAGGAGGACGAGGAAGAGGAAGAGGAGGCACAGGGGAAGGUGGCCUUGCAGAAGUCGAAGAGUGAUCAGUCACAGCCCAACGUGGCCGAGGUCGUAAAGGACAAAACGCCACAGUCGCAACUGGAGGCAAUAUCGGAGGGCCCAGAGGGAGAAAUGGGUCUUGUAAAGUACUCUGGACACGUAGAGCAGCAUUGCGGCUGUGUUAACCCCCCAUACCCGCAAACGGAAGGGAAGGAGAAGGGAGACAUGAGGAUGGAGGGCGAGGUGAAGCCGCGGCAUCACCGACAUCACAGACGACAGAAGCAUCGCAAGACUCUGCGCCAACAGCUGCAACAACAGUACGCGCAGUGGGUGCAGGGCAUUCGUCGUCUGCGGGACUCCCGAGGCAGAAGCGAUGAGAAAAAGGAGGUGGCGGGGUCUGACGCUAACGCCGGCGCUGACUUGGAUGGGACGGGAGGCGAGGGCGCUGCAUCGAGUCAAAGCUCGUGUGUUUCAACUUGUGGCUCGUCGUGCGAGGAGGAUGCCUCUCACUGGGACUCCGCCUCCACCUCUGACGUCGAUGACACCGCCGCCAAGACCAUGAGUGGUGAUGACGAGAUGUAUCCACUGAAAAAGAGGCUGUGCAAGCAGACCAUUUGCGGUAGCCGCAGGAUGCCAGCCUCUCAGGGGGAGGAGAGUGGUGUUUCGCAACGGGAGGCGUCUACCGUGGAGUGGGUAGUCUCUGCACCCAGUCUCAAUCGACUUGGCAGAUAUUCUACCAGCGAGAGGGGCUGGUCAAGGCGGUGGGAAAAAGAGCAGCAGCAGCAGCAGAGACAGAGGCAGAGGCGAAGUGUGCGGCAUCAGAAUGAACCGUCGGAGCGUCGACCGAGCAGAAUGUGCACACGACCGAUCCCACGACAGUCAGUGGUGCAGCUAGCGAACGCUUCGGUGUCGCGGCGUCGAUCGGAGUCGGUGUCGAUGGGCGCGCUGACGCGCAGUUACCUGAGCAGCCUCGGUUCCGCGAUGUUUGCCUCGACCACAGGAGGAUUUGGCAGUGCAGGCGGUGGUGCAGGAAGUAGGGGUGGUGCUGCUGAGGAGCUGGCGGACACGGCACCCGUAAUCGUAGAAUUGCCGCAUGAGAGCAUCUGCGUGGAGGAUUACGCACGUCCGCUGUACAGGAAGGACAUCUUCUUCCCAGGGAGCGUGAAACGACAGAUCGAGUCGUCGGCGGCGUCGAUAGCCGCGGCAGUGACGAGCAUGAUGGAGACAUCGGGAGACCAGAUCGGGUGUAGCCAGGCGUCGAUGGAGAUGGCGGACGGGGUGCGUCGACGAAAGGUAACCGUGGGCACUUCGCAGUUUGGCAGCGGCAUACUCUUCGGUGACAAUGUGCCACUGCCACCCAUUAACGAGGCGUCGGUGCCGGUGGAGGGCGCACCGUUGGACGCCAACUGGACAGGCUCCUGUCUGAUGUCAUUAACGCGGAUUCCCCUGCCCGAUGUCUUUGAGGUGGAGAAGGAGAGCGUGGGUGUGGGCGGUGGAGUAGUGGCGGAGGAUGAGACGCGAGUGUGGGACCGACUGAAGUCAGAGACGGGACUGAAUUUGGCGGAUGCACCAGCGGACGGUAUCUACCGGGUGCCACGGUCGCACUCGAUGUGCGGCUGGUGGCUGUGCUGGGAGACACGGCGGAAGCAGAGCUCGGAGCUGGCGACAGAGGAGGGAGAGGAGAUGGAGCGCUUCAAGCGUGCUCUGGUGGAGGAUGGUGGUAGCAGCGCCCAGCCCACGAGAUUUCCGCAACGCGCGCGUCUCGUGUUGGUGAGGAGGUGUGUGUUCUUGCCGAAGUCCAUGUGCGACGUGUUGGUGACGAUGAUGAAUCUAUCGCUGUUGAAGACGAAGAGCUUUUUGAUAUUCUGCCUCGCCAGUCUGAUCGCCGUGAUGGGUGAGUGCGGUGGUGGAGGUGGAGAUUGUGAUGGUGGCGUUGACAAUUCAGUCUCGCCUUCCUGUCGCAUCUACGUUCCUCUCUUCUUCGUGUGCGAUCUGGCGGAUUCCUUCGGCAUUCCAAAGAGUCAGUCGGCCUAUUUGCUGACCGUCUACGGUUUGAGGUUACAAUUGACAGGUGCUGUUUUUUCAACUGACUGCAUGUCAGAGAUAUCUGGGUUGUCACCUCGAGACCUGAAAUGGACUCAUGCGUGGAGAGUGGCAGUAGCGCGUUUUACAUGUUGCUGUUGA